Scheffersomyces coipomensis is the source of this 998-nucleotide messenger RNA. It is a transcript of the gene SCL1, whose product is annotated as proteasome core particle subunit alpha 1. NCBI's taxonomy places the organism in Eukaryota, Fungi, Ascomycota, Pichiomycetes, Serinales, Debaryomycetaceae. The record is from RefSeq and is a predicted model, not a curated record. The transcript has a single exon. Bases 182 to 925 code for a protein of 247 amino acids. Gene Ontology annotation, cellular component: proteasome core complex, alpha-subunit complex; proteasome core complex; cytosol. Gene Ontology annotation, biological process: ubiquitin-dependent protein catabolic process; proteasomal protein catabolic process.
CCAAUCAAUUGUUUGAACUUCAGUUUGAAAAAAAGUUCGCCACUUUAAUUUUAUAUAUGGUAACUGUUAAGAUCAAGACAAUCAUAUAGUCAAUUAAAUCAAUUGUAUCCAUUUAGGAACAUAGAAUCCAUAUAAUCAACCACUUCCAUUCAAAUCAAAUCAUAUAUAAUUCAUAGACACCAUGUCAGGAUCAGCAGGAUUUGAUAGACAUAUUACUAUCUUCUCUCCAGAAGGAAGAUUAUUUCAAGUUGAAUAUGCCUUUAAAGCCAUCAAUUCAGCCAAUAUCACUGCUUUAGGUGUAACAGGUAAGGAUUCUGCUGUUUUAAUUUCACAAAAGAAGAUUCCUGAUAAGUUAUUAGAUGCAAAGACUGUAUCUUAUUUAUUUAAAAUAACUCCAUCUAUUGGAUUAGUGGCAACUGGUUCAAUUGCGGAUGCUAGAACUCAAGCUUUAAGAGCAAGAGCUGAAGCUACUGAAUUCCGUUAUAAAUAUGGUUAUGAAAUGCCAGUAGGGAGUUUAGCCAAAAGAAUGGCCAAUUUAUCUCAAUUAUAUACCCAAAGAGCUUAUAUGAGACCAUUAGGAGUGGCAUUAACUUUCUGUCAAGUUGAUUUUGAAGAUGAAAAUAGAGGUCCACAAAUCUUUAAGUGUGAUCCUGCUGGGUAUUAUACUGGUUUCAAAGCAGUUGCCACCGGUCCAAAACAACAAGAAGCUACUACAUAUUUGGAAAAGAAAUUCAAAAAAACUGAUCAUGUAAAGGGUGAUUGGAAAGAAACAGUGGAAUUUUCAAUUUCAGCAUUAAGUUCAGUAUUAGGAACUGAAUUCAGAAAAAAUGAUAUAGAAAUAGGUGUUGCUACUGAGGAAGGUUUCAGGAUUUUAACUCCAGAAGAAAUAGAUGAAAGAUUAGUAUCAAUCGCAGAACAAGAUUAAAUAUGAAUAUUUUAGAAAUGUAUAUUAUUUUGAUCUAACCUAAUUUUAUUUUAAUGUAUGAAAGUUUAAAGAC